AUGGGGAGACGUUCGGCCGUAUUAUUAAUGUUAACAAUAUUGUCCAUUGUCGCUUUCUUGUGUCCUGGUACUGACACCAUGGUGGUGACAGCUAUCAAAUCACCGGAAAAAAUCCUGCUGACUCUUGCUCUUUCUAGAAGGGAAAAAGUGCUGGUUAAAACGAAAUUUGUAACAUUUGACCUGUUCAGCCUAAAAAUGGUCAAAUUUUGGCCAAACCUUCAGUGUAUCUCUACUGUGUGUGUGUUUGUGUGUGAAGCAUCGGCGACAACGACAAUUGAACGAGAAAAAAGUCUGUUGAGUCUGUCCCCACUGCACCAACGAACCAUCCACAAUGGGGCGGUCAUCUUCACUUGCUCCUAUAACACCGACCCUCGCCACCGUGAAGAUGACCAGUCAACCAAUCAAGAAACGAUCAAGUUCAGUUGGUACUUGAACGGCGUGGAACUGAGAGGGAAUUCCAGUCAUCACGUGAUGAUGAGGAAGGUGAGUGACCGCGGGAUGCUAUCCUACCUGAGAGUUGAUCCGGUGAGGAGCAGGAAGAAGGAGGAUGUGUACAGCUGCGGAGUUCCUGUUGACAGAAAACUAGGAGGUCCGAUAAAGCGGUCCAACAAUGCCACUCUGACUGCUUACAGAUAUUGGUCACAAGUUCCUCCAGACUUCCCGCGUUUAAACAACAACAGCAUCGAAAACAACAACAUCGUCGUCGUUCUCAGUAACACCGGCCAAGAUAACGUUAAGAAAAACUCAAUCAUUAACAACUAUAGCAACAAUAAUAUCAUGAACAACAAUAACAUCAUCUACACACACAUCGACAACCACAAAAACGUCAACCACAGCCACAAAAACGUCAGCCACAGCCACAAAAAUAUCAACCACAGCCACAAAAACACCCACAAAUUAAUAAAAAUUGAGGUAAAAAAUGGGCAGACAAUAAUAAUAUCAUGUCCUCUUCAUUGCGAUCUCAACGAUCAAGUCCAUGUUAACUGGUACAAAAAUUUCAUACCAUUGCACACCAACAACCACAAAACGAUGAACAACGACAAUAACAACAUCCACAACAACAACUACUACUACAACAUCCACAACAAAUUCAACAUAACCGGGACCAGCAACCUCAAAACUGCCAAUCAUGGAGAGUUGCAAUUGGUUAACAUAUCUCAAACUGAUGAUGGUUACUAUGAAUGUUCCAUGGAAAGCAAGCAUGGAAUUGUUUUUUCUCCAAAAAUUCUCAUUCAUGUUUCAGAUGAUGCACAAGAUGAGGGUUAUAUGAGUGAUGAUUCAAAAAACUUGAUGUCAACUCAAGAGAGUUAUCUCAUCAAAGCUCUCAAAAAGUUCAGGAACUAUUCAAUAUCAGUGGUUCCAUAUACCACAAAUGGUUCUGGUCCUAGCUCUAAUGCCUUGUUUGUUCAGACCUGGGAAGAUGUUCCAGGUAUGCCACAAAACUUGCAAGUACAAGCUCUGAACAGCACGUGCAUACAUGUACAAUGGCAGCCCCCCACCAGCGCCGAUCUCAAUGGAGUGAUUCGUGGCUAUCAGGUUUACUGCAUGCAAGUAUCUGCCACUAAUCACAAGUCUGCCCCAGUUGUCCUUGACAUUACCAAUGGAUCAGCCACAGAAGUCACAGUUGUUGAUCUCAUGCCUGGAACAACUUAUCAGGUUCAGGUGGCAGCAUACAACAGGAUGGGAGAUGGGGAAAAAAGUGAUGGAAAGAAUAUCACUACUGCUCAUCAAGCCAUGGAUGCCCCACGCAACCUCACAUUAACCUUGACAUUGGGAGAAAGACCUUCCAUUCUGGCAACGUGGAAACCACCCCAGACUGUUGUUCCCGUAAAUCAGUACAAGGUGCAGUAUGGAAUUAAGGGGCAACCACACACAAUGAAUCAGGAAUUCGUAGAAGGCAACAGGUUGAAGUUCCAAACGAGAUAUCUGGAAAAAGGUGUAGAGUAUGAACUGUCGGUGUCAGCGAAGAGCCUAGAUGAGGAGUGGGGUGAGGAGGCGGUGGGUUGUGUCGUCACACCAGAAGGAGCUCCCAUGGGUGCCCCUCUUAAUGUAUCUUCUACGGAUAUCACAUCGCAGAGUUUCAAGUUGACAUGGGCACCUCCGAUGAUCAGCCACCAAAAUGGAAGGAUCGUCAUGUAUGAAAUACGCGAGUUGUCGGACCAGACGAUGGACGAUUGGAUGACCAACACGACGGAGAACUUCUUCUUGAUCAGCAACCUGGAGAGUAGGGCUAGAUACACAUACCAAGUGCGGGCGUACACGGCUGUUGGUUCUGGUCCGUGGAGUUCUUCCACUGAUGUGCACACUCUGCCUGAAAAAUGGAUUUUGAGAUCCGCUCUGAACAUCGCAAGCGAUGGAGAAGUAGUCAAAGAAGGAGGUAGAGACUUCCAGAGAAGAGAGCCACAAAAAGCAAACGCAGAUUUAGCAAGAGUGUUUAACACGAGUUAA
Molecule: messenger RNA, 2448 nt
Organism: Helobdella robusta
Lineage: Eukaryota; Metazoa; Annelida; Clitellata; Rhynchobdellida; Glossiphoniidae
Exons: 17
Coding region: 1-2448 (815 amino acids)
Molecular function (GO): protein binding
Source: RefSeq, a predicted model, not a curated record